This is a messenger RNA of Cyphellophora europaea CBS 101466, 1188 nucleotides long. RefSeq lists its product as uncharacterized. The coding region runs from base 1 to 1188 and encodes 395 amino acids. NCBI's taxonomy places the organism in Eukaryota, Fungi, Ascomycota, Eurotiomycetes, Chaetothyriales, Cyphellophoraceae. The record is from RefSeq and is a predicted model, not a curated record. The transcript is spliced from 3 exons. Gene Ontology annotation, molecular function: nucleotide binding.
AUGGCCAAAGAAAUCCGCUGGGGAAUUCUAGCGACUGGCGGCAUCGCCAAGACCUUCACUCGUGACCUUCUCGUCGACCCAACCACUCGCGAUGUCCAGGAUGUCAAGCACACCGUCACCGCGGCGGCCUCGUCCAGCAGUGCCUCCCGCGCCCAGGACUUCUUGAAGGAGGUCGGCGCCCCAUCAUCCGCCAAAGCCUACGGAAGCUACGACGAACUAGUCAAAGACUCCAACGUCGACAUCAUCUACGUCGCCACCCCGCACUCGCACCACUACCAGAACGUGAUGCUCUGCCUCAACGCCGGCAAGAACGUCCUCUGCGAGAAAGCAUUCACCGUCAAUGCGGCUCAAGCGCGCAAACUCGUCGACCUGGCCAAGGAGAAAGGUCUGUUCCUCAUGGAAGCCGUCUGGACGCGAUACUUUCCCUUGAGCAUCUACGUGCGCGACCUGAUCAGCAGCGGCAAGCUGGGCAAUGUCACACGGUGCUUCGCCGACCUGGCCCUCAGUUCAGAUCCGGAGAAGACGUUCGCCGAUGGGAAGCACCGCAUGGUCAACCCGGACCUGGCUGGCGGGCCCUUGUUGGAUUUGGGUGUCUAUGCGCUGAAUUGGGUGAUGCAGUGUCUGUACCACACGCAAGAUCCCAAAACCCGGCAGAGGCCAGGCGUGCUGGCGAGCGUGAAGCGCUACGAGCCGACGGGGUGCGAUGAGAUGUGCACCAUGCUGCUCACGUUCCCGCGGAAGGAGGGCGGGGAUGCUCAUGGCGUGGCAACGACGAGUAUUAGGGCUGCUAGUGCGCCUGGUGGGAAUAAUGAUACGCCGGCGGUGAGGGUGCAGGGUGAUAAGGGAGAGAUACAAGUCUACCCCAUGAUAUACAGGCCACUCAAGACUAAGCUCAUUCUCACUGAUGGGACGGUAGAGGAGAAGCACUGGCCUCAGCCUGGCCCGGGGAAGGGCAGUGGUUGGAAGAAUGGGUUUGGAGACGGAUGGAAUAGUGAAGGAGAAGGUCAUGGCAUGUUCUGGGAAGCGGACGACGCCGCCAGGGCGUUGGUCUCGGGCAGGAAAGAAGGCAGCUUUCUCGGCUGGGACGAGUCUGUGCUGAUCAUGGAGAUCAUGGAUGAGGUACGCAAGGCAGGCGAUCUCAAGUACCCAGAGAAGAUUGAGACGCUGGACUACCCAGUCGAUCUUUAA